Messenger RNA from Scophthalmus maximus (turbot), 3662 nucleotides. RefSeq names its product matrix metalloproteinase-17-like. Gene Ontology annotation, cellular component: extracellular matrix. Lineage: Eukaryota; Metazoa; Chordata; Actinopteri; Pleuronectiformes; Scophthalmidae. Bases 428 to 2227 code for a protein of 599 amino acids. The record is from RefSeq and is a predicted model, not a curated record. Gene Ontology annotation, biological process: proteolysis; extracellular matrix organization; collagen catabolic process. The transcript has 10 exons. Gene Ontology annotation, molecular function: metalloendopeptidase activity; zinc ion binding.
CACACACACACACACCACACACACACACGCGCGCACCAGGCGCGCGCGCGCACAGAGCUGGAGACGCAGCCGGAGCGAGGGGACACACAACCUCUGGAGGACUUCACACAAGACGAGCUCUCACUCGGGCUUCUAUCUCUGGACAUUACGACUUAGGGGCGCACAAGUGCAAGUUGUGGGUGGAGAUAUUUUGUAUUUGAAUUUUUAUUUGCGAGGGGGAAUAAAACUGCUCUGAAGGUCUUCGGCGUCAUCACCCGCACCACCGGCUUUUUAAUGUGCUUCAUGCGUUUGCGCUCAACAGUGAGGUAGACUUCUCCCCCUUGGUGGUGUGUGUGUUUUUAUAUUUCAUUUUUUUAUUUUUGUUUCCACCCCCGUGGAUGCGGGUGUCGGGGUCGUUGUCUGAGCCCCGCAGGAUCAGCCUGUCAUCAUGGUUUCUCGACUUCUUCACAAGUGGAUGAGGAAUAUUCCCGCGGAGCGGCGGCUGCUGCUGCUGCUGGUGCCGAUGUUGUGGCUGUUCCCUGCGACCGGAGCGGCUCCUCCUCCGACCACCGAGCAGCUGGACACAGGGGUGGACUGGCUGAGCAGGUUUGGCUACCUCCCGCCCCCUGACCCAGUGAGCGGGCAGCUCCAGACCAAGGAGGCGCUGGCCAACGCCAUCAAAGCCAUGCAGAGGUUCGGAGGGCUGAAGGAGACCGGAGUCUUAGACCAAGCCACACUGGGUCUCAUGAAAACACCCAGAUGUUCUCUGCCAGAUGUGUCUGAGGCUGAGGGGACAAUGGGCCGCAGGAAACGAAGCUCCAACCCGCAGAACAAAUGGAAUAAGAGGCAUCUGUCCUGGAGGGUGAGGACCUUCCCCAAGGACUCGGCCUUGCUGGGCAGGGACACCGUUCGAGCCCUGAUGUACUACGCCCUGAAGGUGUGGAGCGACAUCGCGCCGCUCAACUUCCACGAGGUGGCCGGCAGCGACGCGGACAUCCAGAUCGACUUCACCAAGGCCGACCACAAUGACGGAUAUCCCUUUGACGGGCCGGGGGGCACCGUGGCACACGCGUUCUUCCCCGGAGAGCGGUUCACCGCCGGGGACACGCACUUCGACGACGACGAGGCGUGGACCUUCAGGUCACCGGACUCCCAUGGGAUGGAUCUGUUUGCGGUCGCUGUCCAUGAGUUCGGUCAUGCCAUCGGCCUGGUCCACACCUCAGCCAUGGAGUCCAUCAUGAGGCCGUACUACCAGGGUCCCGUGGGAGACCCCCUGAAAUACGACCUGCCCUACGAAGACAAGGUCCGCGUCUGGCAACUCUACGGUGUCCGAGACUCCGUGUCCCACACCAAUCGACCAGGAAACCCCACCCAGACGGCUGACCCCCCCGUCCUGCUGGACCUCCCUGAAAACAGAUCAACUCUCUUGCUGGCACGAGACGCCCCAGACAGAUGCACCAGCCACUUUGAUGCGGUGGCGCAAAUACGAGGGGAGGCCUUCUUCUUCAAAGGGAAGUACUUUUGGCGGCUGACGCGAGAGAAGCACCUGGUGUCCCUUCGCCCGGCUCAGAUCCAUCGCUUCUGGAAGGGCCUGCCGCCCAAUCUGGACGGCGUGGACGCUGUGUACGAGCGGCCGGGCGACCACAAGAUCGUGUUUUUUAAAGAUCUAAAGUACUGGGUAUUUAAAGAUAAUAACGUGGAAGAGGGUUACCCUCGUCCGAUCAGCGACUUCGGGCUGCCCUCGGAGGGCGUGGACGCCGCCUUCGUUUGGCUCCACAACGACAAGACCUACUUCUUCAAGGACAACCACUACUGGCGCUACGACGACCACCUGCGGCGCAUGGACCCGGGCUACCCCAAAGACAGCGCGCUCUGGAAGGGGCUGCCGCCGCAGCUGGACGAUGCCAUGAGGUGGUCUGACGGCUCGUCCUAUUUCUUCAAGGGGAAGGAGUACUGGCAGGUGCCGGGCAGUGGCAUGGAGGCGGAGGCCGGGUACCCCCGCCUCGUCGCCAAGGACUGGCUGCUGUGCACCGAGAUGCAGUCGGACUCCCCCGACACGGAGGCCAAAAGCACGGAGACGCGGGUCAACGUGCAGCAUCAGCCGGACCACGCGGAGAACGGGUACGAGGUGUGCUCCUGCACCUCGGACUCCGCCUCGCCCCCGGGCGCCCGCCCCUCGCCGUCGCCCGCGUGGCUGCUGCCGCCGCUCUGGACGCUCUCGCUGGCCCUCCGCUCCGAGCUGCUAUGAUGCCAAAGCGUUGGGACAAAGAGACUUGCCGGUGGAGGGCCAGUGGACACUAAACAAAAGAACUUCAGCAUUUUUGCUCAUAUGAAAAUCAAUUGGUAUGUUUUUCUGCUAUUGUUUUGCUGUUAUUUAUUUCACAUGCCAUUUUGGUGAUCAUCAAAAGCGCCUUCCGGUGUGGGCGGUGCGUACAGUUAUCAUGUUAUUACACUAGGGUAUCCCUGGUGGGCAUCUAGUCACUAACUAAAUGAAAGUGCUAAGUACCAUACUUUACAAAUUGAGUUACAGAGAAUUCUAUUCUUGGGCUUCUUGACUGACUAAACUGUCUCUGCAAGGAAAGUUACGUGCUGAGUGAAACUCAGAAACUAUAUGUGUUCACUUAAAAUACAACAGUAUUCACACAGCACCAACCUUUUCAUGUGCGAGAAGUUUACAGCAAUAAUGAAUGGCAACGUGGGAUGUAAGCAAAUAGACAUGGGUAAAAAGAGCAGAACUUCCCGCCCAGUUGCCCGCUGCCUCCCGGCAUUCACCGGUGAAAUUGGUUACAGUUUCGGGGUUACGGUCACGGCCAGGGUGGCAGUUUGGGGUCCAUCAGUCCAAGACAAAAGAGACAGGACUUUAACUCAGUCUGACAGAGACUUAGACCAGGGCAAGGAAUGAAAUUUAGAAAAUAUAGAUCCGGCAGUUAGACAGGUGACUGACACGCUGGCAUGUAUCAAGUUGGACAGGUGAAAAGUACCUACGGGAUGUAGUGUAUAUAUAAGUCAGGCUUACGGAUGAAAGAGCCCAUGGGGGUGUGGACAGGAAGACACGUGAAUUGCAUGCUGGGAUGCCGACAGGUAGAUAAAUGGCAUCCAGAGCUGCAAACAGUUUGACUGGUUGAGUACCACCCAGUGCGGCUACAUGGAGAGAACUGCAUUCUGGGAUGUGGGGAAGUGAGACAAAUGAAUGAUUUCCUGUUGGACAGAAGAUCCCCUGACUUUCUUCAUGAGGCUUAACAUCAUUAUCCCCGCUUAAAUCCCCAUACCUGUUCUCCUGCCUUUUCUGAGGAACUGUACACCCAUGAGCUCAUCACUUUCACAUUCAUUGUCAUCAUCAGAGGCUGUAUUGGUUAUGUUGUAUUUUUUUUUUUUGUACUAAAUAUGGAUGGAUUGUGAUUCCAUAUGUCUUUUAUCAGACUAUACUUCACUGAGCCUUUUUUCUUCAUCAGUCCAAGCUUCUGUUGGCGACGUCCUUUCGCAGACCUCGCGGGUUAGCGAGCAGAUUUACAGUAUUCUUGCGAUAUAUAUUUACCUACAGUUUAAAUAUAGACACAGAUAUAUUUGAGUUGAGACGUCCCACGGUUACUGCAGAACCGAGUUGGGCUGUGUAUAUUUCCAGCUGUGGUUUUUUUAAUGUAAACUAUUUUUGUAGAAAAAUAAAAAGAAUGUGGAUGACCUCA